Molecule: messenger RNA, 1271 nt
Organism: Protobothrops mucrosquamatus (brown spotted pit viper)
Lineage: Eukaryota; Metazoa; Chordata; Lepidosauria; Squamata; Viperidae
Gene: SH3BP5L
Product: SH3 binding domain protein 5 like
Exons: 6
Coding region: 1-1140 (379 amino acids)
Biological process (GO): intracellular signal transduction; negative regulation of protein tyrosine kinase activity
Cellular component (GO): cytoplasm
Molecular function (GO): protein kinase inhibitor activity
Source: RefSeq, a predicted model, not a curated record
AUGGAGGACUCUGACCAGCGCUUGGUGCUGGGCAUGAACAUGGGAGAUGGACGGCAGACACCUCCGGGGCAGCUGCAGGCUCCCUCCGAAGGCAGCGAGGAGCAGCGGGUGCCAGGGCCGGAGGCCAUGUGUGAUGGUGGUGGCGAUGCCAAGAAGAAAAAUGAGGAGGAAGAAGAAGAGGAGGAGGAAGAGCUUGACCCUCGCAUUCAGGAAGAGCUGGAGCAUCUCAAUCAAGCUAACGAAGAGAUCAAUCAAGUGGAAUUGCAGUUGGAUGAGGCCCGCACCACGUACCGGAGGAUCUUGUCUGAAUCGGCUAGGAAGCUGAAUACUCAGGGCUCCCAGCUGGGAAACUGCAUUGAGAAAGCACGCCCUUAUUAUGAAGCCAGGCGCUUGGCCAGGGAGGCCCAGCAAGAGACCCAGAAGGCUGCCCUGCGGUACGAACGAGCUGUUAGCAUGCACAACGCAGCCCGGGAAAUGGUCUUUGUGGCUGAGCAGGGAGUCAUGGCAGACAAGAACAGGCUGGAUCCCACCUGGCAGGAGAUGCUGAACCAUGCCACCUCCAAGGUGAACGAGGCUGAGGAAGAACGCCUGCGCAGCGAACGGGAGCACCAGCGGGUCACCCAGCUCUGCCAGCAGGCCGAGGCAAAGGUGCAGUCACUCCAGAAGUCCCUGAAGCGAGUGAUUCUGAAGAGCAAGCCCUAUUUCGAGCUGAAGGCUCAGUUCAACCAAAUCCUGGAGGAGCACAAGGCCAGGGUGACGUCCCUGGAGCAACAGGUUGCCCAGGCCAAGAUGCGCUAUUCCGUAGCCCUGCGCAACCUGGAGCAGAUCAGCGAGCAGAUCCACGCCCGGCGGCUCCAGCGCUUGGUAGGACGCCGUGCUUCCCCAGUUGGUGCUGAAGCCAGCCCGGCACUGCUGUACGGCGGGAUGGUGCUACCUCCUGAGCCUGUUUCCUCGGCCGACACGCUUUCGGUCCUCAGCUUCCAGACCAUCGCCUCUGACCUGCAGAAGUUUGACUCAGUUGAGCACCUGCUGGGCCUGUCCGAUGCUGCCAGUCUCAACAGCGAUGAGCUGGAGGAAAGGGAGCAGCGGCGGAUGUCUCAGCCCCACCCCUUUAAGCAUCACCGCAGCAUCAGUCUCUGACCUGUCCCUUCUCCCACCGCCCCUUUAAGUCCUGGCCUUCAGAAGAUUGGGGAGGUGCUGGUUCCCAGGCACCAGGAGAAGUUGCAAGCAGAGGCGUGGAUUCCACAGUGAUUUUGGCCUCAUCCAUCUGC